GUAUGCGGUUCUGGGAUUGAACCCAGAUGUUAUGACUCCUGUUCAAUGUUUCUUUAUGGCUUUCAUUUGAGUCAUCAGUGUAGUGACCAAAACCGUUUCAAAUGAUGAUUAGUGGUUAAUGUAACAACUGUAACCACAUUUGUUUGAGUUAUGAAAAGUUAAACAUAGACAUUUAGGCUUGGAGCAAAAAUACCAUCAAACGUUCAGCAAAUGAAUCAACUUAAAGAAGAAGGGGGCCCAAAAAUGCAUGAUGACUGGUUGGAGUCCUGGAUCUGAUCACCUCAAGGAGGAAUGUGACUUGACGGAGGUCGAGGUGCGGGAAGUCACUGUUCCCCGCUCGGAGCAGUCAGGAUCCUUCAGCCGCUUGAUUGAGUUCUUUGGAUCAGAGAAAAGGAAAUUUGUGUCCAUGGUGAGUCGGACUUUCUACUCCACUGGCAUGGUCAUCCUGCCUGGUCUGACUCUGCAGCUGGUCAUGAGUGUGCCCUGCUUUCUGUUUAUCUCAUACCAGUGGAUUAUUCCUGAAUCUCCACGCUGGCUAUUUUUGCAAAAAGAACCAGAGGCCAUGAAAAUUAACACAAACAUUGCAAAAUGCAACGGGAGAUCUUUAUCAUAUAAUCUUCCAGAGAUAAUUAUUUCAGAGGAAAAGAAAGAAGUAAAUCCUGUAUCAGUUAUGGAUUUAUUGAGGACACCAAAUAUAAGAAAAAACACACUCAUUUUAACUUAUGCCUGGUUUACUAGCACCAUUGUGUUUCAAUUCUUGGUCCUGCGGCUUGGGAUCACAGGUGAUUAUCUCUUCUCAGAUUUCUUCAUUUCUGCUGUGGUUGAGCUUCCCAUCGGCCUCAUCUUCUACCUGCUGGUUGACAGAGUUGGUCGAUGCUCCCUCAUGGCAAUCGCCAACUUCACUGGCGGCAUCACCUGCCUCAUAAUCCCCUUCGUCUCCAUGGAUUUUGCCUGGUUGAAAAAGUCGAUUGCAAUCAUCGGGAGGUUUGCUGUUGCUAUUGGUUUCGAGACUGUGAACUUUGCAAACACAGAGAUGUAUCCGACACCUCUGAGAAAUUUGGGUGUGUCAGAGCGUUAAUCAGCCAGUGACAUCGGCACGAUUGCAGCCCCAUUUUUGCUCUACAGACUGGCCAGUAUCUGGAAAGAGCUGCCUCUUUUUGUUUAUGGUGUGAUGUCGGUGCUGUACAGUGGAUUGGUGACAAUGUUACCUGAGAUGAGUGGAGUCACCCUGCCACAGACUAUAGAAGAUGUAGAUAAUCUAAUUUUAUUAAAAUUACAUUAAUAGACCUAUUUAUGUUAAUCAUCUUUGGCAGAUGUUUUCAUACAGAGCAUAUUAAAACGAAUGCAACAUUAACAACAGGCUAAAAAGCUAAAAAACAAGUUGCGAAUAUUACAUGGAACCAGAUAUAAGCAAUGUCAAACCAACAAGAAGACAACAAAUGUAACUCUUUUUCCCGAAAAUGAUUGAGGAUAAAAAAAAAAGACAAAUGUAAAUAAAUGAGGCAAAAACGUGUUUUUGACACAAUAGGAGAAAAGUGUCAAGAGGAGGGAAGAUGGCAGGGAAGGUGUGAGAAAAUGUGACAAUCUGUGAUGUCUGGGAGACAGGAAUAUGCCAAUAAAUCUAGAUUUACGAUAAGGCAGGUGCAGAAAAAAGGUUCAUGCCUUAUUCCUUAAUGUGCUUAACUUGUGUAUUUAUCCUUUCUGACAGGGGGAAAGACAAGUCCAACGCUGCUGAGGGAAAUGGCUUGAUUACAUGACAUUACUGAAUCAUUUUCUACAUAUCUGCUAUGUUUACAAUAUGCACAUUACAGCCAGUGAAUAGUCCUGCGAAAUGUAUUGCAGUGGUUGUUACUGCAGGCUUUAGUUACAUUAGAUAUUCUGUCGAUUUUAAAGGUGUUGACAAGAUUAUUGCACUGUGAGGGGAUUCAACACAUUAGGAGGUGUUUUAAAAUUAAAUGAAAAAAAGGAACCCAAUCUUUUCAACCUCACACCUCAACAAUGCUAAUUUUCAGCAAUGAAAUUAUGCUUAUUUACAGCAAGAGUGAUGACCUAACAUCACCUUAUGCUUUAUGGAAUUUUGGGUGAUGAAACUUAAAAAUAACAUGAAAGUCUCAGAUAAUUAAGUUACAGAUGCUCUUGUAGAGGAGCAGAAGAGUUGUUUUUGUUUGUUGUGCAUUUGUCUAUUACUUAGCAGGAUUUAUCAAUAUCGUAUUGGAUUUAAAUGAGAUUGGAAUGAAGAAAUGCAUAAUUUUUUCAUGAAUCUAGAUCAAAUAGCGCCACCAUGUGACCCUUUAUAAAACACUUAGCAGGUUGGCUCUUAAAGGAUAAGGCUGAUAAUAUUUUAUAUUUUCUUCUGGUCAACAAAUCCCAUGAAAAAACCAAAACCAACAACGAACUGAACAUACUAACAAGUAUGGUCUGUGUGACCAAAGCCUGAUGUAUAUCUUAUUCCUCUGUGCUAUAGAUCUCCAAGGUUGUCCAAAAACUAUUAAAAACACAUUGUGACACUGUGGCAUUGAGUGACAUUUUCUAUAAAUUUUGAUCAACAUGGGCACUGUAGUUUAUUCUUAAGCAAUCACACAUAAGUCAUCUUGCUGCUGCUGAAAAUACGUCCUAGCACACCUGAAAAUAGUCCUUAACAAAUGCACUAUUAUUUACUACUGUUUGAGUGAUUUUAACUAAACACUACAGUGCCCAGCUGUUUUAGAGAGAGGAACAAAUGUCACAGAAAGGAUAGGAGAGUCCCAAAGUUUUGAUGAAAAGACAAAAGGCCAGUUUGUACGAGAAAGGAAGUGGUCCGAACAACUAGCCAGCCGUCACAGAAAGUGGGUAGAUGUGAUAUUAACAUGGUAAUAGCGCUGCACAUUUUCAGACAGUCACUGGUGGAAGGAACACAUUAAGUUUCACUCAGUUGUUCACAUGAAAAAUGACAAUUCUAUCAAGAAUGAUAAACAGAGCCAGAGAGAACUUCAACAGUGGCUUCUUUCUCACCUUUGCACAGCUGGCCAAUUACAGUGUGAAGUGGGUGUGAAUGUUGGUUGGUCGGUUUUGGAAAAUCACAGAAAUGCUC
Molecule: messenger RNA, 3070 nt
Organism: Xiphias gladius (swordfish)
Lineage: Eukaryota; Metazoa; Chordata; Actinopteri; Istiophoriformes; Xiphiidae
Gene: slc22a3
Product: organic cation transporter 2
Biological process (GO): transmembrane transport
Cellular component (GO): membrane
Molecular function (GO): transmembrane transporter activity
Source: RefSeq, a predicted model, not a curated record